Molecule: messenger RNA, 2226 nt
Organism: Fulvia fulva
Lineage: Eukaryota; Fungi; Ascomycota; Dothideomycetes; Mycosphaerellales; Mycosphaerellaceae
Exons: 1
Coding region: 1-2226 (741 amino acids)
Source: RefSeq, a predicted model, not a curated record
AUGCCGGAUACGAGACUUUGGAGCAUUCUCUUAUGUUGCCUCCUUUCGCUACAAGACUUCACGGUAGAAGCCAAAGGCCAAGAGAAGCAUGAUAUCCCACUCAUUGGAAACGGAAGUGUCUAUGCGAGCAAAUGCAAUGCCGCCAAACAGAGCUGGGUCAAGGCGUCGGGAAGCUCUUUCGUGUCGGAGACGACGUUCAACAGCACCUACGAGAUACGGGCGUCAAGUACAGUCUACACGACUUUGACGUAUCUGAGCAACAACGCAACAGCGGCAACUCCAUACACUCUCUGCGACGGCUACCCACGCAUCAAUGGCAGCAGAACAGUCACAUCAUCCUACGUGCCAUAUACGGUCACUUCAACGACACUCGAAACAACUUCGGUCUUCUCGACACUUCCAGCUCCAAACUGUACGAUCAACAGCAGUGACUGUGCUCAGCUGAAGCAGGCGUACGAAACGGAAAACGCGCGGUACUCUAGCUUUAUUUCUGCAAGCCCAGCUGCUUACACCGCUCCGCCUAGCGCGACAUCUCCGAUCUGUGGUCCUGCUACCUUGACCUCUUUCUCGUCAGCUGUGGACGAUGGAGUGUGUGUGAUGAAUAAAGCAUCAGUACAGUUGCUCUACUGGCCAGUAACAGUACCAUCAUCGUGUGACUCGUGCCACAGGAGCGACUGCCCGACCACUACUCCAGCACCGUCUGUGUCUGGGAAAGUAAACACUGCCGUGUGGCACAACAUCACUUUGACCAGCCCGACGGUGUACAUUGCCUUCGAAGGAUCCUGGUCUUUUACGAGCGAUGGAAAGGAUUAUACCGAGCCAGCUCAGCUUGUGAUUCCGCAAAGUGCCCACGCAGUGUCUAGCCUCUGCGGCAAGCCAGGCGGUGGCUAUGGACCGCCUCAGAAAGUCAACUAUGCCAACUUCAACUCGCCCGUGCCUGCGGAUGUCUAUCGAUGCCAGCCAAGCUGCUAUAGGAGUCCGCCGCCUUACCCACCAGUGCCUUAUACUGCUGCGCAAACGUAUACAUAUCCCAACAUGACAUCGAUAAUGACCGGCACGGGAACGACAUAUCUGAGCAUAGCACCCACCAAUCUCUGCUCGACGAUUUGGGACGACUAUUCACCAGUGCUGUCAAUACCAGAGGCCUUCAAGACGAUCAGACCAGCUGGAUACGUGGACUUCCUAGGACAAGACAGCAUCUGCCAAUUCGUCUUUGACGAGGACGCCGUUCUCUUCGACCCUCCAAUCGCGUUGACAGAGGCGCAAUCUGUCGUAAAGCCGACGUUGCCUGCCGACAACCCUGCUCAGCCUACUGCAGCGGAUACUUACACGACGCUACCAGCCGAGACAGGCCAGCCGAACAAGCCGACUCCUCCGCAGAAUCCUGCAACGCCGGGUGGAUAUACACCGCCUGUUCAACCGACCCCGCCACCUGGAGGUGGGAGGCUUGAGCAGACUGCGACCAAGCUGAACGUCGGAGGGUAUAUCGCAACAGGCCUCGGCUUGACGAUCCCCAACAACGGUGGGCAGAACAGUGGCGGCCCGAAUGAUGGAGGACAGAACAACGGCGAUGUGACGAUUGCUGUCGCGCCUGGUGGCCAAGGGCUGGUCAUCAAUGGCGCCACAACCACACUUGAUGCACAUUCACCUGGUAGGACGGGAUCUGGAGGAUCGUCGGAAUCUGCUGAAGUGGGAGUCAUCACAAUAGCAGGUCAACCAAGGACCUUCAUCAAGCAAGGUUCGCAAGUGAUCAUCGAUGGGCAAACCAUCAACCCAGGUGGAAGUGCUGUCGUCGGCGGGCAGACAGUGACCCUCGGCUCCGACGGUUCACACGUCGUGGUUGGCUCCGACGGCUCACACGUCGUGGUUGGCUCUAGCAGCGGUCAAACUACUGUCGAACUGAAGCCGACCGGGACCGCUUCUAUCAGUGGCGGGGACCGAACAGGCUACAUCACCGCUGCAGGCUCCACACUUGCAUACAGUGUCAUCGACGGUACAACACUGAUCGACGGCAAGACUCUGAAGCCAGAUAGCGCUGUGACGCUCACAUCGGCAAGGUCGUCGCACUCGACUACGAAGAUGAGCAACAGCCAGACGACGAGUACGGAAGAUAGACCUACGAGUACCACGUCGACUGGUGCGGUGGUGUCAAUGUUGAAUAUAUCAGACUGGCGAUGCCAGAUUGUACUUAUGCUGGGUUUUAUGGCGUUAUUGGCGGGAAUGUAA